AUGCUUUGGAACUGGUACACAGUUGACGCAUGUUUCCUCGCCGAGUCAUGGCACGUCACAUCACGCGGGAUGUUCGCCGGUUCAUGCAUCGGCGUCAUCUGUCUCGUACUGAGUCUUGAACUCCUCCGUCGUCUGGGUCGAGAAUACGACACGUUCAUUGUUCGUCGGGCCCGUCUUCGACGCCUCUACAUGUCCGACUCUCCAACCGCACAGUCCAUCUCCAACGUUCCCCUGCGAAGCGAAGAAAACACCACCAAGCCGUCCGCCAACUGCUGCGCAAACCCAGACCCCGAUGCUACGUUCUCCAGUGCAGAAGACGACAUCAUCACCCCGGUGUCGGGUACUCCUGGGGAUGGCGCGUCGAGGAAGCAGGCUUCUGUCUCUGCGGCUGCGGCGGCGGGUAAUGCCAUGCGGGAUGUCGGCGUCCAGCGCAUCGAGAGACAGGAGGCUAUGCUUGCGCCGUAUCGUCCGUCGCUUGUUGAGCAUACCGUGCGCUCUUUGCUGCAUAUGGCGCAGUUUGCAGUUGCGUACAUUAUCAUGUUGCUUGCCAUGUACUUCAAUGGGUAUAUCAUCAUCUGUAUCUUCAUUGGUGCUUUCCUCGGCGCGUUUAUCUUCUCCUGGGAGCCGGUGAACUUGAAUCAGGAGUCAGAUGCUACAUCCGUUACCAAGUGCUGCGGUUAA
Penicillium verrucosum is the source of this 681-nucleotide messenger RNA. Its product is annotated as high-affinity Cu transporter CTR3. The coding region runs from base 1 to 681 and encodes 226 amino acids. Gene Ontology annotation, cellular component: membrane. The record is from RefSeq and is a predicted model, not a curated record. Gene Ontology annotation, biological process: copper ion transmembrane transport. Lineage: Eukaryota; Fungi; Ascomycota; Eurotiomycetes; Eurotiales; Aspergillaceae. The transcript has 3 exons. Gene Ontology annotation, molecular function: copper ion transmembrane transporter activity.